AUGACGAACCUGACGCGCUUGAUUGGAGAUCUCCCAGCAGAGACCCAAUUUGGAAGGCGGUCGGAAGCUGCCAUCUCGUGCACCCUUAGACCAGUUCUCAUCUUCCCAGCACAUCUCUGCAACCUCGUGGCGCAGGCGGAAGACCACAUGUCCGAGGGGGCUGUGCUCACUGUCACCAACAUCGAGCAAAACGACGAAAUCGAGCACCGACCCUCGUGA
Molecule: messenger RNA, 219 nt
Organism: Colletotrichum lupini
Lineage: Eukaryota; Fungi; Ascomycota; Sordariomycetes; Glomerellales; Glomerellaceae
Exons: 3
Coding region: 1-219 (72 amino acids)
Source: RefSeq, a predicted model, not a curated record